This is a messenger RNA of Neurospora tetraspora, 693 nucleotides long. RefSeq lists its product as uncharacterized. The coding region runs from base 1 to 693 and encodes 230 amino acids. Gene Ontology annotation, biological process: carbohydrate metabolic process. Lineage: Eukaryota; Fungi; Ascomycota; Sordariomycetes; Sordariales; Sordariaceae. The record is from RefSeq and is a predicted model, not a curated record. The transcript has a single exon.
AUGCGUAUAUAUGGCACAAGCGGCGUGGGCGUGGGUGUCGUUGUCCUGACGCUGUUCUGUCGGCCCGUGCCGGUGGCGGCGGCGGAAACGACAUUCCUCAACCACGCCUCACUGUUGACCGGCCGUGAGGAUCCUGACUGGUUCGAAGAAAACAUAGCCUUUCUCGACGUACCUGACGUACAAAUCCAGGCAGUGUACUACUACCGUUGCCAAACCUACAAGGAGCAUCUUGUCUACACUGGUGCCCAGUAUGGGUACAUGGCAAGCGAGUUUCUGCACCCGGUUGACUACGGCGCCCCCUACGGCGGCGUGGUGGCCGCCGCCGGACAUCACAUAAACGAGGGCCGCUGGCUGCGGAACUACCAGUACGGCCAGGACAUUGCCAACUAUUGGCUGGCCGGUCCCGGCACGUUCUCCAAGCCAACCACAGACAAGGUCAACGCCGACACUACCGACUGGGCCCAUGAGUACAGUUUCUGGGCUGCCAGUGCCCUCUGGCGUCAGUAUCUGACCACAGGCGAUAGAGACUUUGUUGUGGGCCAGCUGGAAAACCUGGUUAAGCAGUACCGCGGCUGGGACAACCACUUCAACAGUGCGAUUGGCCUGUACUGGCAGGUUCCGGUCUGGGAUGCCACCGAGUACACAGCUGCGUCGUACGAGUCGAGCGACCCAUACCAUGGCGGUGCUGGCUAG